ACUGUUCGACCCGUUACAAGUUUCUUUACCUUCCUUCUGUCAACACUCGAUUGAUUCUAUUCUGCUACAGUCUCCGUCAGUAGCUCGCCAAUCUCUGAUCCUCCUCUUGCCAGUUGCCAGUAUUACUUCGAUGGAGGACCCCCAGCGAUGCCUCGCCGAGAGAGAUCUCCCUACGGUUUCCACAUCCACUGGGAACGGCGGCUCUGGCAGCAAUGUGGAUAGGGUUCUUUUCAAAAACCUGGUUGAAAUGGUUCCUCUCGUUGAAUCACUCAUGGAUAAGAGGGCGAGUUCGUCUUUUGCGCGGCGAGCUUCGAUUGUGCACACACGCGCUCCUCAGCUGAAAAGGCAGGCUUCUGAUUACAAAAGCAAAAAAGUUGCUCAGACUGAUUCUAUAAAGAAAACGAGGGAUGCUGAAGAAAGUGUCCAAAAUGAUUUGAAUGAGCUUCUUUUUUUACGUGAUCAAGUUGCUGAACUACAGAAAAAGUUAAUAGAGAAGGAGGAAGCCCUAAAAUCUGCUGAGAAUUUAACCAAUCAAGUAAAUGAAACUUAUGCGUCAGUAGGUGAUUUGAGACGCCAAGUUGUUGAGAAGGAUGCAUUGAUCAAAUCUACCAAUGCGCAGUUAUAUAAUGCUAAGAUCAAACUUGCGGACAAACAGGCUGCCUUGGAAAAGAUAGAGUGGGAAGCUAAGAUGUCAAAGAAAAAAGUAGAGGAACUUGAAGGUGAUGCUAAAUCUAAUGAUAGACAGAUUACUGCAAUGAUGACCUUAUUUGAAGCAAUUGCAAAUAAGGAUUCUUAUCCAUACCUUGAUGAUGUUUCUUUUGAACCGCCUCCCCCUCUACAGGAUGACAUCGGAGAAAUAGAUACUGUGAAGAUGGAAGAAGCAAGAGAAGCUUAUUUGUCAGCUGUUGCUGCUGCAAAAGAGGAUCCGAGUGAUGAAUCUUUAGCCUUUGCAGCUGAGGCGAGACAUAGGCUACAAUCUUUAAUCCUGUAACUCUACUAUUUAAUGUUUUAUUGUUGGCCGAGUCUCAGAGAAUGAGAUUUCUGUUGGGAUUAAUGUUUUGUCUCGGACGAUUUUUUUAUUGCUUCUUAAAGCAGUUUUUUAGUAUAAAAAUUUUAUUUUUUAUAUUAAAAGCUGCUUUAAAAAGCAGCAAAAAAGCCGUCCCAAACUAAGCUGAAAGCAACUGGAAGAGAGAAUUCUUGGCUGCUGUUUCUGAAUGGUUUGGCAGAGGGCCUGUACUGCUUGGAUUUCUCUUCCACUAUAAAUGCUGAAGAGUAUUUCUAUUU
Molecule: messenger RNA, 1284 nt
Organism: Dendrobium catenatum
Lineage: Eukaryota; Viridiplantae; Streptophyta; Magnoliopsida; Asparagales; Orchidaceae
Product: protein MICROTUBULE BINDING PROTEIN 2C
Exons: 5
Coding region: 131-991 (286 amino acids)
Biological process (GO): plasmodesmata-mediated intercellular transport
Molecular function (GO): microtubule binding
Source: RefSeq, a predicted model, not a curated record